UUGUAGAUAUGAGAUGGCACAAAGAAAAACGUGUUGACAUGGCAUAUUAAGGCAUCUAGCCGAUGGUGAGGCAUGGAAGGACUUUGACAGGCAACAUACUCUGUUUGCUCAAGAACCACGUAAUGUGAGGCUAGGGUUAGCCACUGAUGGUUUCAACCCUAUUAGAAAUAUGAGCAACUCAUAUAGUAUAUGGCCAGUGGUAGUUAUGCCUUAUAACCUUCCACCGUAGAAGUGUAUGAAAUAACCAUUUUCCAUGAUGUCAUUGCUUAUUUCUGGACAGCAAGCACCAGGGAGAGAUAUUGAUGUUUACUUAAGGCCAUUAAUUGACAAAUUGAAGGAGUUGUGGGAAGAUGGUGUAGUUACGUAUGAUGCCUCAACUAGGCCAAGUUUUCGAAUACAUGCAAUUGUUAUGUGUUCUAACUUAUGGUAACUUGUCAGGGUGGAGUACAAAAGGAUAUUUGGCUUGCCCCAAUUGUAAUGAGAAUGCAUCAUCACAACGGUUAAGAAGUAAGAUAGGGUAUAUUGGUGCUCGCCGAUACUUGCCUAAAGACCAUCCUUGGCGAAAAAGUAAGCUCUUUAAUGGAAAGGCAGAUGAUUGAGCAAGACCUUUGGAGUUGUCAGGGGAAAAAAUAUUAGAUCAACUGGAUUCAGGAACAUUUAAACCAUUUGGGAAGCAUCCAAGCAACCAGAAAAGAAAAAGGGAUGAAAAUAUAAUACUGAAUUGGACCAAAAAAAAUAUUUUUCGAAUUGCCUUAUUGGGAGACACUCAAGUUACAACAUAACCUCGAUGUCAUACACAUAGAGAAGAACAUAUGUGAUAAUUUGAUUUGGACUUUGUUGAGCUUUGAUGGAAAGAACAAGGACACGAAAAAAGCAUGCAUGGAUUUAGAGGAUUUGAAAAUUAGAAAAGAUUUGCACUUCAAGUGGCGCGUGGAUGGGUCCUUUGAAAAGCCCCUUGCAUUGUACACAUUGUCCCUAAAGGAAAGACAAGGUUUUUGUGCAUUCUUAAAAUCAGUUAGGUAUCCUGAUGGAUAUGCAGCAAACAUCUCUAGGUGUGUGAGCACUAAGGGCAACAAGUUAUCCAAUUUGAAAAGUCAUGAUUGCCAUGUUCUUGUACAACGAAUUUUUCCUAUUGGGAUGCGUGGGUAUCUUAACAAGGACGUUUCUAUUGCAUUGUUUGAGUUAGGAAAUUACUUUCAAGAGUUAUGUUUGAAAACAAUGAGGGUGAAUGAUUUGGAGAAAUUACAAGAAAGCAUAGUACUCAUACUUUGCAAGUUAGAAAAAAAAAUUUCCACCUAUAUUCUUUGAUGUCAUGGUCCACUUAGCUAUUCACUUGCCUCGCGAAGCCAUUCUUGGAGGGUCAAUACAAUAUCGAUGGAUGUACCCUAUCAAAAGACUACACAUAUACCACCUUUGCAAGCCACCAAGAGGAGGUCAAUGACUUCAAUGUCAGAGGCAACCCCAACUGAGGUCCCAACUCACUUGUCAACAUCUCCAUCAUCACAGACAGUUGGUCGGCCAAGAGGCCGACCACCUGAAUCCAAAAACAAGCCCAAACCACAGGUACUUAUAACCCGAGAGAGCGCGAACACUCUCCGAGCUCAUAUUCUCGAGGUCAGCAAUGGCUGCGACGUGUUUGACUCCGUAGCCAUCUAUGCCCGCCGCUGGCAGUGUGGGAUUUGUGUUUUGGGCCAGAAUGGAACCGUCACGAACGUGAGUCUCCAGCAGCCAGCCAUGGCGAUGGGUGGUGGUGCGAUGGUGAGGUUACAUGAGAGGUUUGAGAUUCUAUUGUUGAGCGAGUCAUUCUUGCUGUCGUCUGCGCCGCCGGGAGCGACGAGCUUGACGGUGUUUUUGGGUGGAGGGCAGGGACAGCUGGUGGGAGGGAGUGUAGUGGAAGAUCUCAUGGCGGCGGGGCCAAUGGUUUUGAUUACGGCAUCGUUUAGUAAUGUUGCCUAUGAGAGACUGUCGUUGGAUGAGGAAGAGGAUGAGGAGGAGGCGGCGUUUUGGAUUCAGCCACCGGUGUCAGAGGUUUCCAUCGUCGUCGGCGGCGACAGUAGCGAUGGCAGUGGUGGAUUUCUUAACCCAUCUUGUGGUCUUCCUUUCUUGAAUUUGCCUAUGGCUAAUAAUUGUCAGUUACUAGUCGAUAAUUGGGUGGGAAACUCAGCUCGCUUGAUGAAUCGAUAA
Molecule: messenger RNA, 2184 nt
Organism: Camellia sinensis
Lineage: Eukaryota; Viridiplantae; Streptophyta; Magnoliopsida; Ericales; Theaceae
Source: RefSeq, a predicted model, not a curated record